AUAACAAGGAAGAUUUUAUCCCUAUCCGAAAUGAUGGAUUUAGGAAUACCAUGUCUCCAUACCACUUUAUCAAUGAAGGCUGCAGCUACUUGCUUUGCAGAAAAAGGAUGUUUAAGAGUAAUGAAAUAUGCGUACUUGCUCAAACGAUCGACCACCACCAUGAUCACAUUUACUCCCCCACCUGAGGUGGAGGAGUUGGCCUUUCUUGUUAAGGACAACCUCCCCAGCAAGCAUCUUAUUCUAUCAAUGGAAGAAACCUUCAUCAACUUUCUUCACGAUGAAACCAGCAGUUCAGAUGGAAUCUUGGAGUUGAAACCAAUGGAUUCAUACAACCGUCUUCUUUUGCAUCGUCUUGCCGAUAUUUUUGGACUUGGCCACGUAUCAGCUGGUGAAGGUGAUAAUAGACACUUGGUUUUGGAGCGAUACCCAGAGUCAUCGAUACCGUCCAUUCUUGUGAGUGAUAUUCUGUGGGAGUAUGAUGAACCUCAAAUGUCAACGAUACCACACCAACUAUUAAGGAGAAAGGAAACUUCUUCUGCAAGUUCAGCAAAAUCAUCUCCUCAACGUUCGCUUGAAGAGAGAGAAACAGCUUAUCUGGCUGUCCGUGAGCGAAUAUUCAUGACGCACAUUGGAGAGGACAAUGAACCCUUGAAACCAAAGCCACGCUGUGAUCCUGCGGUUGCACGACGCAUGAUUGCACAUGCACUGGGACAGCGAGUUAAUUCAUUUCCAGAGGAUACUAAUUGCCAUCGCAAAGUGCAAGGAGGUGUAGCAAACAAUGCAUACAUUCAAGCAAGAGAUUCAAAGUUGCCUAAUUCUACUGUGGAAUCCAUUAACAAAACCAUUUCACAGUCGGAUCAAUGUAUGAACUUGAAGAAUGAGUCGGAUAAGACUUGUAAUCCAAACGUGUCAUUGGCAAGGGGAAGUACUGCUGCCAAAAUGAAACCUGACAAGAGUUCUCCGAAGGCAAGUCAUGAUGUCGACAAUGAGCACUUAAAGAGAGAACAUUUAGGAGCUGCAAAGAGGAUGUUUUCUCAGGCUUUAGGCAAGCACUGCCGAAAGAAUGAAUCUCUUCAAACUCGUUGUGGGGAAGCAGAUUAAAAUGGAAACAAAGAUUCAAAUACAUCUGCAGUAGCUAUUGUUUUCUGGCAUGAUCUCGUCCUACUCACAACUUUGAGUUGUCAGGAUCCCUGGUGCUGCUAACAUAAAGAUGAAUGGGACUAUGUGAUGACAAAUUUGUCUAUGUCGCGUGGCCAAUGGUCGUCGACUGUGUCAAUGGCGUGAUGAUCAGGGUUGGAUGCAACGCCUAUGGCUGCUAUCAUGUUGCCAAUUCAGUUGGCAAAUAUGAAAUCUGACCUUGUGUUCUCUAGCUUAUAUACUGGGAAUUCAAUCUGGUCGUCUAAGCAGCACUGUAUGAGGAGUUUGAACUAUAUGUUCGGAGCGGAGUUGUGAGGAAAGGUUGUGGAAAUCCUGGGAUCUAUGUUCACUGAUUGAGAGCACAUAGUGGGUUGUGUCAGGUUAACGUAGAGGUUUCUAACUUGAAUUUGUGCUGGUACUUGAUUGUUUAUAGCCUCUCUCUCAUCUUUGCUUAUGGCAUCAAAUAGCAUCUUUUGGUUUAUGUACUUGACUCGAUGAUAUCGAGCAAUGCAUUUUGUUCUAUGUGAGAUUGUAGUGGUUGAAUUUUAAGCUUUAUUGUUCCUUUGAAA
Molecule: messenger RNA, 1706 nt
Organism: Cucumis melo (muskmelon)
Lineage: Eukaryota; Viridiplantae; Streptophyta; Magnoliopsida; Cucurbitales; Cucurbitaceae
Exons: 6
Coding region: 31-1101 (356 amino acids)
Molecular function (GO): nucleic acid binding
Source: RefSeq, a predicted model, not a curated record